AAACUUGACUACUUGCCUCAAAGGAAACGAAUCCAUUUAGGUACGUUCCAUUGUUGGCUUUAUUCGGCCCCAAUCACCUCCAACGGACAAACCUUGAAAGCUAUUGUGCGCGUCCCGAGUAACGCCCUUUGUUGUGUUCUCCGAGGGUGACUUAUCUGCCCAUUUGGACUCGUCGACCCAUGACAGCAUCUGGAGGUUACUUGAGGGCCCGUCAACCCCGGGAGAGACGUUCAGACUCGCCUGAACACACCCCUAAGCCUCAAUAUCACGACGACCCAUCAACCCAUGCUUCAACUCCCCACAACAUACAGAAUAUAAGCCUCUCAUUGAACACACAGAGUUCACGCUAACCACCAUAAUAGCACAACAACCAUCACGAUGAAGUCCUCGGUCUUCCUCGCCGCUUGCGGCGCCAUCUUGGCCGUCGCCAGCCCCAUCCUCCAGGGCCGCAAGCUUUACGUCAAGACAGAUGUCGUUACUGAAUGGGUCACCGUCACGGUGACUGACGGCGAUACUUCCACCACCUUCCGCCGCCCUAGCCCCAGGCCUCCCAAGCCCACUACGACCACAACCCCUGCGGAACCUUCUACCACUGCCGCGCCUCCUCCCCCUCCCCCGCCUCCUGCUUCGACCCCCGAACCCGUCGUCGAAGCCGCUUCCAAGCCCACCCCUUCGCCCGAACCUAAGCCGUCCCCCAAGCCUUCUCCCAAGCCUUCUCCGGUCGUCGAAAAGCCCAAGCCCGCUGAGCCCUCGCCGGACCCUAAGCCCGCGCCCGCCCCUUCGCCUACCAAGGAUGAGACCACAAAACCCUCCGACUACUCUAGCACCGCCGUCUACCACCACAACGUUCACCGCUUCAACCAUUCCGCCAGCGCCCUCGAGUGGAGCGAUGAGAUUGCUGGUUACGCCAAGACCCUGGCCGAGAGAUGCGUCUUUGAGCACGACACCGAUAUUGGCGGCGGCGGCUACGGUCAAAACCUUGCCAUGUGGGGCUCGAGCGAGGAUCCCGAAGCCUUUGGCGCCACCGCGUCCGUCGCUCGCGCGACCAGCAACGGCUGGUACAACGGCGAGCUGAAUCUCUUCCCCGCCGGCGACUAUGGCAAGGACAGCCCCAACAUGGCGAACUUCAAGAAGUGGGGUCACUUCUCGCAGCUCGUCUGGAGGGAGACUAAGAAGGUUGGCUGCCACAGCCACUUCUGCCCCCCUGGCACCAUGUCGGGACUGGGCUCCUGGUACACUGUCUGCAACUACUCCCCUGCCGGCAACAUGGGUGGUGCGUACGCCGACAACGUCAAGCCCCCCCAGGGUCAAUCCAUUUAUGCGGCUGAAUAAGCGGGAAUUCCCGCCGUCAUUUACCAAGACGCCAUCGUCUUAUCUACAAAGCCCGACAAACAGCGGCGGCCGUUUAGUUUUCGCUUCAUGU
Messenger RNA from Chaetomium fimeti, 1423 nucleotides. RefSeq names its product CAP domain-containing protein. Gene Ontology annotation, cellular component: extracellular region. The record is from RefSeq and is a predicted model, not a curated record. NCBI's taxonomy places the organism in Eukaryota, Fungi, Ascomycota, Sordariomycetes, Sordariales, Chaetomiaceae. The coding region runs from base 379 to 1332 and encodes 317 amino acids. The transcript is spliced from 3 exons.